AUGAAUAAUAGUUUUAUAUUGUCGAAAAAUAAAAAGAUUGUUGAAGGUGAAGAAGACGAAGAGGAAGAAGAAAUUUAUGAUGAGGAAUAUGAUAUUAAACCAGUAGCAAUUUUACCAAAGAGUAGUAGUAAUUUAAAUAUUAAUAAAGAGAUAUCAAUAAAUGAUCACCCAGAGGAUUUAGUAGUUGGCGCUAAUUCACCUUUAGAAAUUAAUAAUAGCACAAAAACUGAAAAUCCAGAAAUACCUCUAGAUUUAGAUAGCAAUAGCGGCAACAAAAAUAAUAGUAACAACACCAAUAACAGUAAUAACAAUAAUACUAAAAAAGACACAAAUAGCCUUGAAAAUCAAUCAAAUGAAAAUACAACUGACUUAAAAAAAUCAACAGGAGAUACACCAAAUAAUACCACCACUACAACUACAACCACCACUGCUGCAGCUAAGGAAGAAUUUUCACCAAUUCAAGUGGUUUCACCUUUAUCCUCACCAGCUUCAUCAUUAUCUUCAUCCAUUUUAUCUCAAAGCUUAAAUGAGCAUUUACAAUCUACAGUUGCCCCACAAAGAAAAUUAUCAGCAUCACAACAACCACAAAGAAUUCCAUUAAGUUUAGGUGAAAACAAACUAAGAGAAUAUAAUGAAACUUUAAGAAAAUCAUUUUGUUCAAGAUCACACAACCUUUAUUUUUCAAUUAAUAGAGAAGUUACAAAUGCAAACCAACAUUUGUCAAGUGUACUUGAAGUUGUCAAAAGUAUACAACAUAAUAUUAGACAAUCAAAUGAUGAUAUUUUAAUCCUUAGCGAAAAAUUAGAGCAAACCGAAUGGUCUUUGCAAUGUUAAAAUAAUAAAUGUAAAUAAAAUUCAAUAACUUUUUUUAAAU
Messenger RNA from Dictyostelium purpureum, 874 nucleotides. RefSeq lists its product as uncharacterized. Lineage: Eukaryota; Evosea; Eumycetozoa; Dictyosteliales; Dictyosteliaceae. Gene Ontology annotation, cellular component: BLOC-1 complex. The record is from RefSeq and is a predicted model, not a curated record. The coding region runs from base 1 to 834 and encodes 277 amino acids. The transcript has 2 exons.